AGGCUACUUUCGUUUCGGGUUUUUUUUUUUGGCGACUCGUGCAGCUGUGGAAAAAAGACAGACAAAUCAUAACCUCUUCUUUUGAUAAUGCUUGCAAGUUGCAUCAUGAUUAACUGCUUAACAGAGGUCCAUGUUUUUUUCUAACAUAAAGUAUUCUGUGGAAAACAAUACCAGUUGCAGUGUUUGGUAUGACCUCACCUUGUAUCCACAGCUGAGUAGUAUCAACAGUCAAGUGGAUGGUUAAUGAACAAGCCAUUGCAGACCUAUCCAUUGAAAUCAAAAAAGACUCCUAAUCCAUUGACUACCUCAAUCAAUUUUUGGUGGAGUUUGCCAUUUGAUGAUGAUUGGAGAUAUAGUUUCAGCCUCAGAAAAUUCAAAAAUUGUACUAAUUGAGGAUUCCAUUAAUGCGAAUGGCCGCAAUGUUCUCCUGUCUUACAUUGUAUCCCUGUCAAAGAUUACAGAGGAAGUUCACCUUUUGUUGUUUGAUGUUCGAGGCCAAGACACCCAGGAAGCAUUAAAAUCACUUGGAAUUCAGAAUGUCAAAGUACACAGAGCGUCUACAGAUCUCCUACAGUGGGAUCGGUCACAGGGAAUAGGUCUACAUACUGACAUCAAGGCCUACAUCAGAGAGAGACUGUCACUAGGAACAAAAUCUGUAGCAGUGGUCAUUGACUCUCUUAGUCCUUUAUUGACACAUACCUCUCCUUCCUUCACAUGUAAAACUCUCCAUGAACUCGCAUAUUCUGAAGCUCUAAGGUCACAGGUUCAACAGGUGGUGACUUUACUCCAUGGUGAUCUCCAUGACGACAACAGCCUCUCUUUGACUCACCAUACAUGUACAACAGUUCACAAGAUGGUUCCCAUCUCAACACCUCAUGCAAUGUUCUGCUGCAAUACUCUCCAUAAAAAAGUAUCUGGAAAAGUUGUAAAAAUCAGAGAGAGUUUUAAUAUUACUGAAGAGUAUCAAGUUACAGAAGUAGCAGAGGUAAAGCAGACGUCACAAAAUCUACCUGCUGAUCAAAACCAGUUGGACCCAACUGCAAAUCUCACCUUCAAUUUAUCAUUGUCUGACAAAGAAAAAGAGGCACGAAGCCAAGUCAUUCUCCCCUACACUUACAAUAAAGAAAGACAAGAGUGUGUCCUUGCAAAAUCUGUCGGUGAGGGAAAGAUAUUUUAUCAACCAGAUGAGGCAGAUGACUUCGAUGAGGAGGACCCUGAUGAUGACCUUGACAUUUGAACAAAGAAGUUAAUCCAACUUUGUAAAAACUUGAUUUCAGAUUGCUUGACCUAUAUGCACACAUGUUGAAGCAUUGUUCAAAUUCAAUUAAAAUCAAAAUUCAAAAAAUAAAACACAAGCAAGUGUAUACAAUAUUGUAGAAAAUGAUUUUGUAUUAUAUGAAAUAGGGUAUCAUAUGAUAUUGUCUCACAUGGUAUUGAAUCAUGUUAUAUAAUACUAUAUUGUAUCAUGUUAUAUUGUAUAUUACAUUGUAUCAUAUGAUACAAUAUAAUAAUUUGUUAAACAUCAUUUAUAUUGUAUCAUAUGAUACAAUAUUAUAUAAUAUAAAAUCGUGAUGCAAUUGCGUAUUGUGUAAAACAAUAUCAUAUUGUUUUAUAUAAAAUGAUACGAAUAAUAAAAAUGAUAUUGUAUUAUGGGAAAGAUACAAAAAUGUAUAAUAAGAUACAAUAAUAUGAUACAAUGUCAUAUAAUAUAAUACAAUAUCAAAUCUUAAUACAAUGUCACAUCAAAUGAUAAAACAUCAUAUUGUAUCAAAAUAUUAUACAGUAUUAUAUUGUACCAUAUGGUGUAUAAUUGGACACAAUAUUGUAAAGUAUUAUAGAAUACAAUAUUGUAUAGUAGUGUAUUGGUAAAUAAUGUAUCAUAUAAUACAGUAUGAAAUUUACAUAAAAUAUGAUUAUUGUACAAUUUUGAAUCAUACAUGUAUGAUGAUAUAAUACAAUAUUUUGUCAACCCACA
Messenger RNA from Magallana angulata, 1975 nucleotides. RefSeq names its product elongator complex protein 5-like. Gene Ontology annotation, cellular component: elongator holoenzyme complex; nucleus; cytosol. Gene Ontology annotation, molecular function: tRNA binding. The transcript is spliced from 3 exons. Gene Ontology annotation, biological process: tRNA wobble uridine modification. Lineage: Eukaryota; Metazoa; Mollusca; Bivalvia; Ostreida; Ostreidae. The coding region runs from base 338 to 1237 and encodes 299 amino acids. The record is from RefSeq and is a predicted model, not a curated record.